AAAUUUAUUCGCUUGCCGAUAACGAUUAAUAUUCGAUAGGUGAUGCGGUCGAAAGUCGCUCCGCUUGUGCCAUCUCAAUAACCACUUCCACCCCUAGUUGAAAAGCAAACAAUUUUCAAGAAAAUGAGACGCCGCGAACUACAAACGAUUCAACUGAAGCUGUCCGAGCUUAAGGAGUAUGAAGAAGCCAAGCUGGAGCGCCUGAGGAGCCGCAAGCAGCUGCUGUCGCCGCGAACUCCCACACCUACCUCGGACAGCGAAGUGCUGGCGAUGUCCUCCAGCGGAGAGCCGCUGCUUGUGCUGACCAGCAGCACAGAGUCGGAGUCGGAGGCCAAGAACGCUGCACUCUCACCCAAGCCCAGCACAUCGUCGUCCUAGGGAUUGGAGGACAAGUUCGUGAGAAAAAAUAACCCUGUCAUCGUCACUACCUCACUGGAUGUAGCACCUUAGUUUUAAUCAGAACAUAUUUAUGACCAUGCUUCUUACAUAAGCCGUACCGACACAUCGAAUCCAAAGAAUGAUUCACUACUACAUAUUAAAUGUAACUAAUUGGGCACUAUUGUUAAUUAGUGCCAACCUCAAAUCAGCCAGACUGUUAAAUAUAAGAAAGCGCCCAAAAAUAU
Messenger RNA from Drosophila serrata, 623 nucleotides. RefSeq lists its product as uncharacterized. NCBI's taxonomy places the organism in Eukaryota, Metazoa, Arthropoda, Insecta, Diptera, Drosophilidae. The record is from RefSeq and is a predicted model, not a curated record.